CUUUUUUGUAGCGGGGCUCCUUGGAGGCCGACUGAUUGAAAGCUGAUCGACUACCGCAGCUGUUCUCAACAAACAACAACCUCCCUUCCUCUCCUCGCUGCGAUACCCAAAGAUCCAUUCCUAUACCCCAAUUCACAUCCACACUUCACAUUCACAAUGACUUCUUCCCUCGACCAAUUGAAGGCCACUGGCACCACUGUCGUCUGCGACUCUGGUGACUUUGCGACCAUCGACAAGUACAAGCCCCAGGAUGCGACCACCAACCCCUCGCUCAUUCUCGCGGCCUCCAAGAAGCCCGAGUACGCAAAGCUGAUUGAUGCCGCUGUUGCGUGGGGCAAGAAGAACGGCGACAACAUUGAGGACCAGGUCGAUGCGACAUUGGACAACCUCCUCGUCCAGUUCGGCAAGGAGAUCCUUAACAUCGUCCCCGGCAAGGUUUCCACCGAGGUUGACGCGCGCUUCUCUUUCGACACAAAGGCCUCCGUUAACAAGGCCCUCCGCAUCAUUGACCUGUACAAGGAGCAGGGCAUUGGCAAGGAGCGUGUUCUGAUCAAGAUCGCCUCGACAUGGGAGGGUAUCAAGGCUGCUGAGAUCCUCCAGAGGGACCACGGCAUCAACACCAACUUGACCCUUAUGUUCUCUCUCGUCCAGGCCAUUGCCGCUGCUGAGGCGAACGCCUUCCUCAUCUCCCCCUUUGUUGGCCGCAUCCUUGACUGGUACAAGGCUGCCACCAAGAAGGAGUACACUAAGGAGGAGGACCCCGGUGUCGAGUCCGUCGGCAAGAUCUUCAACUACUACAAGAAGUUCGGCUACAACACCAUCGUCAUGGGUGCCUCUUUCCGCUCCAUUGGCGAGGUCACUGAGCUCGCUGGCUGCGACUACCUCACAAUUGCUCCCAACCUCCUUGAGCAGCUCUACAACUCGACCGACUCUGUCCCCAAGAAGCUCGAUGCUUCCAACGCCAGCUCGCUCGACAUCGAGAAGAAGAGCUACAUCAACGAUGAGGCCGCCUUCCGCUUCUUCUUCAACGAGGACCAGAUGGCCGUCGAGAAGCUCCGCGAGGGUAUCUCGAAAUUCGCCGCUGAUGCCGUCACUCUCAAGGACAUCCUCCGCAAGAAGAUUGAGGCAUAGAGGGGUAGUCCGAUAUCGGUCGUUUUCUUUGAAUAGUUAUGAAGGCAUGAAUUUUACGGUUUGAGAUCAGCUAGCAUCACCACACUCAUAUAGCUGCUUGGUACUGCGAUAUCAAAAUGCAAAGAGAUGAAACUGCCA
Molecule: messenger RNA, 1269 nt
Organism: Macroventuria anomochaeta
Lineage: Eukaryota; Fungi; Ascomycota; Dothideomycetes; Pleosporales; Didymellaceae
Product: transaldolase 1
Exons: 4
Coding region: 157-1131 (324 amino acids)
Biological process (GO): pentose-phosphate shunt, non-oxidative branch; pentose-phosphate shunt; carbohydrate metabolic process
Cellular component (GO): cytoplasm; intracellular anatomical structure
Molecular function (GO): transaldolase activity
Source: RefSeq, a predicted model, not a curated record